AUGAUAUUUAUUACUUUUUUCUUAAUUGCUUAAGGUUUCAUUACAUAUGAUGAAGGCACAUUUAGAGCGUUUCAAAUUGUCAACAAAGGAUUCCUCUGUUUUGGUAACAGGGGAAAAACAUAAGAUAUUAAAUUUAGAGACUCAUUUGAAAAUAUCCCUUAAGUUAUUCUGAUUCCAGAAUUAUUUGAUAUCCCUGGAACUAAGGUUGACUACAGUUUGGAAAUAACACAAAUAACUUUAACUAGUUAAAUUGUAUAUAUAAUUUAGAAUUUACUCUCAGCAUAAAAUGCUUUGAUGGAGUAGUUUAUGGAAUUCACUAUAAGUGGCUUUCAAUUGAUGAUGCAAGAAUCUAAGUUAUUAAUAAUUUUAAUAUAAAAAAUUUUCAGCAAAUAACUAUAGAUCAUUCAAAUCCAAACGCCUUAAAAUAUUUAAUAAAUGUCAUUGCUUUUUCUUUUACAGGGUCUGUAAAUUUUGAAGUUAAAGUAAAUUAAUUAUUAAACUUUCAGGUCUCUGAGAUAAACGCUAAGAGUCUAACAAUUAUAAUAUCAGAUCAAUAAAAUUCUCUAUCAAAUCUUACUUCUCUGAGUUACCAAAUAAUUUUAGGAAUAAAUGAUAUUUUUUAGAUAUAUGAGAAGAAAAUAAGUUCCCUUUCUAUUAGUAAUUCAUUUCCAUUAAUCUAAUGGUCAUGGUUCCUUUUGCCAUUUUAAGGAUUUUAACACGAUGGAAUAAAUGCUUUGAAAUUCAAAAAAGAAUAUGUUUUAUCUGUUAAUAGUCUGGCAUAUGAAUUUAGCGGUGGAAAUUUUGAAAGUUAUUAAAGUUGUUGCUGUAUUCAAACUUUCUAUUAUAUACCAUGUUGGAUGAAAUAUGAGCAUAUCACCUAAGCGACACCUCUUGAGAUUGGUUCAGUUUUAAUUAAGUAGUUAUUUGAUAGCAAAGUUGAUUAUAUCCAAUCCUUCAAAGUCUUAAUUGAUGGAGACAAUUAAAUAGCAAAAGAUUCAGGGGAAACAAGAAUAAUUAUCGAUGAAGCAGAUAAAUAGCCAAUUUUAAAUCUUCAUGUGAAAUGUACUGAUCAAGAAACUGUGAAAAUAAACCUAAUCUUCUAAAAUUCUAAUGAAAAUAGUAUUACAAAUCCUAUACUCCACAGCUGCUCGGGCUCUUACUAAGAAGUGAUAAUUUCUUUUUCCCUUAUACCUACUAUAGUAGCUUAUUAAGAGUUAAUAGUUGAUAUUUAAGAAACAGAAUGUUAAAUUUCACAAGUAUUAACCAAUUAAAGGCAAAGUCGGCAGCAUCUAUUCUUUAUUCAGAAAUAAUGA
Messenger RNA from Paramecium octaurelia, 1313 nucleotides. The record is from the annotation of a GenBank genome assembly. NCBI's taxonomy places the organism in Eukaryota, Ciliophora, Oligohymenophorea, Peniculida, Parameciidae.